Lindgomyces ingoldianus is the source of this 1455-nucleotide messenger RNA. RefSeq lists its product as uncharacterized. The transcript has 2 exons. Gene Ontology annotation, biological process: lipid metabolic process. Gene Ontology annotation, molecular function: phosphoric diester hydrolase activity. Bases 1 to 1455 code for a protein of 484 amino acids. The record is from RefSeq and is a predicted model, not a curated record. Lineage: Eukaryota; Fungi; Ascomycota; Dothideomycetes; Pleosporales; Lindgomycetaceae.
AUGGCUCGUCCGGCCACCACUGCUGCGGAUUCUCUCCGCCACGAUUUCGAAUCUUCAGAUCUUGACAUUCCACUGAAGGACGCAUCCAUUGUUUCGCUGAGGGCGCUCGAGGAUGGCGAGGAAGGGUUUGAGGACGUGGACCUGAGAGACACCCAAUGCUUUUGGAGACGCUUGCGGAUGGGCUUCCGAAGGAGACGCAGUGGAAGGGAACCGAUGCCUGCACAUGAACUGUUGACCCUACCAGGCGAGAAGGCGAGGUUGCUGAAGAAGAGCGAAUCUAGGCAUCGAUGGAGGAAAUAUGGUGUGAGGAUAGGCUGUGCUUCAGUGCCGGUGAUGAUCCUCUGCUUUUUUGGCAUCGUCCAUAUCACCAACGUCUUCAUGUCACUAGUUCCGGUCGUAUGGGACGAUGACGACCAUUCCUUCCUCCCUGCCUGGGGACAGCCUGGCGAACUUGGUGAGGGACUUGCUUCGUAUCCCACUGACUUCACACGGGAUGUAACUCCCAUUCCAUGCCAUUCCCAUAAUGACUACUGGCGCCGAGUACCGUUAUACCAAGCUCUCCACUACGGCUGCACCGGCGUCGAGGCAGACGUCUGGCUUUUUGACAACGAGCUCUUCGUUGGACACAACACAAUCUCCUUGACUCGCAAUCGAACCUUCCGGUCCUUAUACGUGGACCCCCUCGUCAACAUCCUAGUUCAGCAAAACACUGUCAAUGAAUUCUCCGCGCCCUCUAGUACCACUAAGAAUGGCGUAUUUGAUGAGGAUCCAACCCAAACCCUCGUCCUCCUGGUCGACUUCAAAAAUUCAGGCGAAGACAUAUAUCCUGUCGUCGUAGAACAAUUGUCCGCUUUGAGAGAAAAAGGGUUCCUAACCUACUCCGAUGGCACCACUAUCUUCCAAGGUCCCAUAACUGUCGUCGCAACCGGUAACGCUCCAUUCGACCUCAUAACCUCUAACACCACAUACCGGGACAUCUUCUUCGACGCACCAUUAUCCGACAUGUAUGAGGAGCCUGAAGACGGCUUUCCCACACCUGGAUCCUACCAUUCCCAUCCCCCGAAAUUCUCCCAAGCGCCUGGCCCCAACAGUAACCCCCAACCGCCACGCAUGAAGCGCAACUCUGGUCAAGGCACUGUCGGCAUCAACGACUCCUCCACCUUCGACAUGACAAACUCCUACUACGCAUCCGUCUCGUUCAGGAAAUCAAUCGGACUCAUCUGGGGCGGUAGACUCUCCCCCACACAAAUGAACCUCAUCCGCGGUCAGAUCCAAGGUGCGAAAAGAAGGGGACUAAAGGUUCGGUACUGGAACACGCCUAAGUGGCCUGUGGGAUUGCGAAAUCACGUCUGGCGAGUGCUAGUUCGGGAGGGUGUAGACUACCUGAAUGGCGAUGAUUUGAGGGCGAUGGCGAGGGUGGAUUGGGGGAGAAGGAGACAUCAUGGCUGGCUUUGA